AAAUGGGGAGGCCAUGUACGAAAGAAGAGACAGUCCUUUUGAUCUCUAAGCACAACAAAGGUCAAGAGGAGGAGGAAGAAGAUGAAGUGUAUGAUUUACCGGUGAAUUCAUCUAAUGAAAAAGUUCAGUUUCGGAAACAAUCAAAGGCAGAGGAGGAGGAGGAGGAGUUCGAAUUCGAAACCGGGUCAUCGUUUCGUCUCGGGUCGGAUUCUUGUGAACCGGCUCCGGAGAUGAGUACGGCGGAGGACUUAUUCUUCCAAGGUAAAAUUCUGCCGUUUCGUCCCGGUUCGAACCGGUUAAUCUACAGAUCCGAAUCUGUCGAUUUCUACAGAACCGGAAUCAAUUCUAGCGGGAAAUUCAAAAAUAAUUACAUCGAUUACACUCAACCGAGUCCACAGACACAUAUCAUCAGACGAUCAUCAAGCAUGACGGCGAGAGUGAAUCAUCCAAUCAGGAACUCAAAAUCAUCUUCGAUUUGGGAUUUUCUCCGGUUAGGACUCGUCCGUACGCCGGAGAUCGAACUUCGAACGGCGAAAUCAUCAGUGAGUCGAAACAGUAGCUGCAGUAGCACAAGCACGAGCCCGAAUUCGAAUUCGAAGAGAACAGAAUCGAAAUCGAGGAAUCGGAGAAGGAGUUGUAAGUCCUCGAUGGGGACGGAGACGAUCGUACCUGUCUGCCGUGAGAAGGAGAAGAAGAAGAAGAAGACGGCGGUUGCGAGGAAGAGAACGUUUGAGUGGUUAAAGGAGUUAUCACAGAGUCACAGGUUUAGGGUUUUUCGUUGAUCAUUGAAGCUUGAUGAUCAAUCAAAUUCAUUUCCUUUUGUUUUUUUUUUCUCUUAAAUAUUUUUUUUUUU
This is a messenger RNA of Eruca vesicaria subsp. sativa (arugula), 853 nucleotides long. Lineage: Eukaryota; Viridiplantae; Streptophyta; Magnoliopsida; Brassicales; Brassicaceae. The record is from the annotation of a GenBank genome assembly.